This is a messenger RNA of Brassica rapa (field mustard), 9100 nucleotides long. Its product is annotated as molybdate transporter 1. Lineage: Eukaryota; Viridiplantae; Streptophyta; Magnoliopsida; Brassicales; Brassicaceae. Gene Ontology annotation, biological process: molybdate ion transport. Gene Ontology annotation, molecular function: molybdate ion transmembrane transporter activity. The record is from RefSeq and is a predicted model, not a curated record.
UUGCUAAGGAGCAGCAUGCUAAGGAGGAAUCUUUUCCGAUCUCUCGAGAUGAUCUUUAGAUGUUGCUGUGAGAGAUCUGACUGAAGAUUUAAUGUUUUGUUAUUUUUAUUUUCUUAAAUCUCCUGGAAUAUUGUUGAUUUGUUUCACCAAAGAGAAACCUUUCUUUUGAAAUGAACUUGGUAGAGAGGCAAUAAGUGAAUCAUGAUAUUGAUUUAUAAUGAAACCGUUUUUUUCGUGAGAAAUCGUCAAGCUGUGGAUUCAGCAUAUUUGGCUUGUCUUGCAUUGUUUGUUUCGGUUUAAUCUAUUACCUUGUUCAAGCAGAACAUAGUGUGUUACCAUUAUUACCUAUAUAAAUAUAACGUAUAAAAAUAGGUAUGUGCCAAGGCGGGCUUGGACUUGGAUGGCUAGGUUAAAAAGCAAAACCUUUAGUUGAGGCGCAAAUAAAAUCAUAUCUAUUUUCUGUAAGUCCAACUACGUUUUUCUUCCAAGUGGUAAGCCCAACUAUGUUUCAAACCUUGCAGAUGAAGCCUCUACUACGAACCCCCUCCUUUACCCCAAACGAUCUCACUGUCUUCUGCAACACAGAUGCAGCUUGGCGAUCGGAUCUGAUGGCCGCAGGGAUGGGGUGGAUCAUCACAGACCGAUAUGGGCACGAAAUCUCUAGAGACACAGCCUCUCAACUCAAUGUAACAUCCGCUUGCAUGGCUGAGGCACUGGCCAUUAGAGAAGCGCUCAUCCACGCAUCGACUCAACACAUCACACAUAUCUGUCUACGCACAGACUCUCAAGUGCUCGCCCGAGCAAUCUCGAAGAGAAGAAGACCGACGGAGCUCUAUGGCAUCCUCUCGGACAUCGACUCCCUCACUUCCUCUCCCUCCUCUCCUUUCCUCGAAUGUAAUGUCGUCUUCACGCCUAGAUCUCGUAAUGGGCCGGCGGACCUCCUAUCAAAAUCUUGUCUUGCUAAUUUCAUCAUGGGCCUGAGGCCAUAAACACUGUCUGUUCCUGAGUUUUUAUUUAUUUAAAAGUAUCCAGUUUGCCCAAAAAAAAAAAACCGAAGUACAUAUAUAUUAUGCCAUAUGAUAUAUAUAUAUAUAUAUAAUAUACUUUUUUCGACGAGUAUAUAUUAUAUAUUUGAAUAAAUCAAACUUUCCAAAAAUUUAUCUGUACGCCUUUUUUCUAGCAAUUUUUCAGGAAUAAAACUAUUAAAAUCUUUAAGUUUAAAGAUAAUUUGUACUGAUUAAAGAUUACUAUUAAAAAAAUAUCUGCAUCACAAAAUUCCUCAUACUCCGAGAAGACAAUAGAUUUAAAGGCAAGACAAUGAAUGAAAGAUUAAAAAGUUAUGUUUGUUCGUUAUUUGUAAAUUCAGGAUUUUUGUGCAAUUCUUAAGACGACAUAGUACACAUAUCGUAUUCAUAAAAGCCUAGCGUAUCGUGUGUACUGUGAACAAAUGUCUCGACAUAAAAACAAGUACUUAAUAAGUGAAAUGGAAUCAUAUAGUGAGAACUGAAGUGCUCCUAAAGUCCCAAAUUAAACGGUCCAAAAGCAUCGACAUCUAUUGACCUCUCGUCUCCCAAGAUAGUGCGUUCACCGAUAUUUCUUCAUUAAUUAAUUUUCUGCUUUCCUCCAAAUAUCUUAUCAAUCCAUCCAGUUAAGAUACACCAUCAACAAAAAGUUACAUUAAUCUUCCGCUUCGAAUAGUAAAAUGCCUCCAAGAGACGUUUUGUGUAGAGACAGACACCAAGAGAAGGGGCAUGUUCUUAAAUAACUAGACUGACUCUUGGAAACAUUAGUACUCCUUCUGUUCCUGAAUAUAGGAUUUUUUGGAUUUUUUGAGUAGAUUAAGAAAUAAUUAAUGCACUUUUUGUCUAACUUUUGUCUUUAAUGUAUAUACUAUUUUUGCUAUGAAAUUUGUUGUAGUUUAAUAAAUUUACGCACACCUUCUCACCUCUUCAUAUUCUUAAAAAUUAAAUUUUAGGUAGUGAAAAAUCAUUUCAAUUUUGGUUAAAAACUUCCAACAUGAAGCCAAACUAUUCGUACAAUUAAAGUCAAAAUUUUAGAAUGGAGCCUAUCCUUUGUAAAAUUUAGAAAGGAGCCAAAAGUAGAAUUUUAGAAUGGAGCCAAAUUAUCAUAAUCAUGUUCUAAAAACACUCUAUAUUAAGAGAUCAUUUUCCAACGUUUAAGUAAAACUUCUUUCAUGGCUUUUCAUGAUUUUGACCUAAAUAUACCAUUUGAAAGCAAUGAAAGAGAAUUAUUGUUUGAUUUAAAUCAAAGUCCAACAAGAGAGUUUACUUCAUCCAAUAAUAUUUCAACCUUUCCAAUUCAUGAAGAUGAAGAUUAUUCUCAGAUGAAUCCAGGUUUUUGUUAAUUCAUGCAUGUAUUAGUGGACUAUAUUUUGAAACGUGGUGUACGAUGUGUUUACUUAUGUGUCUUUUUGUCAUGCACUUUACUUGCAACGUGUUUAUCUUUUACUAUAAUGAAUUUUUUUUUGUCAUGCACUUUUUGUAGGAUUAGGCACUGGAAUAUUACAAAGUUCUCAAGAAGAAACAACUCGUCGGAAACAAAUGACAGAUGGAGAAAGAUUGGAGAUUUACCAUGCUCUAUUGGAAAAAAGCAUCAAUGGAGAAUUAGGAAAGCAUCACACAACAGAGGUCUCUCAUUCAUUCUCUGUACCUUUACAAACAGUACAAAAAAUUUGGAAGAGGGCCAAAAAUACUCUUAGCGGUGAAGCUGUUGAUGUAUCACAUAGGAGAAAAGGUAAUUGCGGUCGUAAAAAAAUCCAUAUUGAUCUUUCUCGAAUUGUUGAUGUUCCAUUUCGUCGUCGUAAAACUUUAUGAUCGUUAGCUGCUUCUUUGGAUGUGUGCAAGACAUCACUUUUUCGAUGUCUAAAAGAAGGGCACAUCAAACGUCAUACCAAUGCUAUAAAGCCGUCUUUGAACGAAGACAAUAUGAGAGCUCGGUUAGAGUUUUGUAUCUCCAUGCUCGACAGUAACACUAUGCCCGACCACCCGAAGUUUGCUGCUAUGCACGACAUUGUACACAUCGACGAGAAGUGGUUUUACAUGACAAAAAAGACAGAGACUUAUUAUCUUCAUCCCGUUGAAGAUCCGCCGUACCGCAGUUGUCAAAGUAAAAAUUAUAUCGGGAAGGUGAUGUUCUUAGCAGCCAUGGCACGUCCACGUUUUGACGGAGAAGGUAAUGAGAUUUUUUCUGGGAAAAUAGGUAUUUUUCCAUUUGCUAAGAUGCAGCCAGCUAAAAGAGGAAGUAAAAAUCGAGCAGCCGGAACUAUGGAAUUGAAACCGAUGACCUCCAUCAAAAGAGAAGAUAUAAAAGAGUUUUUAAUUGGCAAAAUUUUGCCACGAAUUCGUGAAAGAUGGCCACAAGAAGAUUUCGGGAAAACGAUUUAUAUCCAACAGGAUAACGCACGGACACACGUUGAUCCGAGAGAUGAAGAUUUCCUAGCAGCUGCUUCUCAGCAUGGUUUUGAUAUUCGUUUAAUCUGUCAGCCACCGAAUUCACCGGAUUUGAAUAUUUUAGACCUCGGAUUUUUCAACGCCAUUCAAACACUACAACACCAAGUGUGUCCAAGGACCAUCCAAGAACUUGUUUCUGCAGUAGAAAACUCAUUUGAUGAGUACUCCACAAAGCAUGUGAAUAGGAUAUUUUUGACUUUGCAGUCAUGCAUGCAGGAGAUUAUGAAAGUCCAAGGUGAAAACACAUACAAGAUUCCACAUUUGAAGAAAGCUAUCAUGGAAAAGAAAGGUAAUCUACCUUCGCAGAUGAGUUGUGAUCGUCUUUUAGUUCGUGAUGUAAUCAAUUAUUUAGCAACUUAAGCUCUUUUAUUUAUCAUCAUUCUUCCAUGUUACAUAGUCUUUCUUAUAGCGUCAUGAAAACAAACAACAUGAAAGGUCUUAAGAGACUUACAUCAAAAUAAGAAAAAUUAUUUAGUUAUAGAGAGAAAGAAAGCAAACUUAUAAUCAGGAAAACAAAAUAUUAAAAAUACUUAGGCAAGUAAAUUUUAAGCAGAUCCAUCACAUUAGGUUCCAUCUUCUUGGGAUGAAGCUCCUCUUCAUCAUAGUACGGCUUGUUCAAAUCCAGUUCUUGGGCGGUGUAUGAUUUGAUCCUGUAGACAUCUCUUGAUUCACCUUUGAAGAUUCUUGCUUCUGAUUUUAUUUUUGCUUUUACGUUUUCCUCUUUUUUUUGUUUCAUUAUUUUUGGUAUUUUUUUAAUUUUUUUCUUUGAACUUAAGAAAGAAAGGAAACUAUAAAGAGAGUAAAAUGAAGUUGGUAAGAAACUUAACGUUACCCAAAAAAUUGUCUUUUACCCAUAAAGCAUUUAAGAAAUUCUCGUGAAUAAGCAUUGACUGAGUUAAUUUUAAAUGAAAAAGCAUUAAUAUUAUUACACAAAAUCUUACUUUGUGGAACAAGAAAAAACUCCCAAAAAAUCCUAUUUUCAGGAACAGAUGGAGUAUAAUUUAGAUAUAACAUUCAUCUUAUAUUCUUAAAUUAUUCAGCAGCUAACAUCUAAAGCACUAAAACAUAAAAAUUAAUGUUAUCAUUAAUUAUCGUUGACAUUUGUUGAACACAUGCACACGCAAUGGACGUUAACUGAAAUAUUACAAAAGUCAUAUUAUGAUGUAUCCAACGGAUCCGUGGCUUCAAAAUAUCCUAUUAUCUUAUUUAUUAAAUUAUUUUGAUACCUGCUAAUAUCCAGAUUUGGAAUUAAAAUUUAUUUCUAACAAAUCUAAAAUUGAAUUUUAUAUAAAAAUUUGUAAAACUAUUGUAUAAAUUAUUAUAAAAUUGAAAAAUUAAUAAUAUUAUAAAUUUACUUCAUACAUAUAAAUAUUUAAAUAAUAAAAUAAUUAUAAUAAAAUUUUAGUAUAUUAAAAAAACGGAUCAAAGUAUCUAGAUUUGAAAAUCAAGAUAUUGAUGUGGUUUUGAUGUAUCUAAGAUUUUACUAACGUGAUCCGGAUUUUUGACAUUCAGAUUUUCAGGGUGAAUCCAUAGCGGAUUUUGGAUCGGACCGAAUCUAAAAUAACAAUUCUACCUCUAAUACCGAUAAGUUUAAAUGAAUUCAUUGUUUUGAUUAAAAAGGACCAAAAUCUACUUAAAUAAAAAUGAAUUAGUAUUAACUAUGUAGAGUAAAUGAAAACAGCAAACACAACUAGGUUUGAGCAUUUGGGAAUCCCCUUUAGAUUUGGAUCAGGUUUCUUAGAUUUCAGUACAAAUUAUAUCCGAAUGAAAGUUCUUAUUGGAUUUAUAUAUCUUGUUCUCGAAGCUCAACUUCAUUGCUAUUCACUCAGAAGCCAUCAAAUUCUUUUGUUUUGUGUAAGACAAAUUCAGUUCUCUGUAUUGUUAUAGAUUACAAAAUUUAACAGCUGUAUUUUUUUUGGUACAAACAGUGAUAUGCCAGCAUAUGUGUACAGAAAAAUAUAUCUUCGACAUUUAGAAAGCACCUACAGCAUCUUUUAGAAAACACCUGCAACAUUGAAUUAACUUAAGAUUUGAAAGACAGUUGUCACUGACAACCCUUAAAUUCGCUAAACAAAAUUACUCGACAACAAAAAUAAUCUUAAACAUAUCUGGUGCUGUCAUUCUCAAGUUUUUCUUUUGUAAUAUCAUUUAUAGUAUAUAAUUAUACACAGGGCCGGCUUACAAGGGGGACAAGCGAUGCGACCGCCCCGGGUCCGAGUCCGUGUCCCCCGUGUAAUGAUAAAUAAGGGGCUCAAUUUUUUAUAAAUUUAUAUUUUUAUAUAUAAAAAAUUAUAAAUACAAUAAAUAAAAUUGAAAAGGACCCAAAAUUAUUUGAUAUGUAUAUAGUUUUAUUUUUAUUACAAAAUAUACAAAAUAUUAUUGAUUAAAUUUUAAAAAUAUUUUAAACAUUAUCUCUAUAUAAAUUUUAGAGAGUAAAAUUUUUUUUUUUUUGCCCUAGAGCCUUUAGCAGUGUUGAGCCGGCCCUGAUUAUAUUUGUAAUUUAUUAGUCAACGCUUACAUAGUAUAAAAAGAGACACAUCCCACACGUACACAUACAAAACUCAAACUUGUUGCACUCCUAAAAAAAGCCCUAAGCAACAAUGGAGUCCCAGUCACGGAUUAGUCCACCCGAAACCCCAAAACGUUCUCCGUUCACCGGAAUAUUCCACAAACUGAAGACCAACCUCGUUUUCCGGUCAAAGCUCGCCGAGAUAAACGGUGCAAUGGGCGACCUCGGCACCUACAUACCAAUCGUCCUCGCCUUAACCCUCGCUAAGGAUUUAGACUUAGGCACAACGCUGAUAUUCACUGGUAUCUACAACGCCGUAACCGGAGCGGUUUACGGCGUACCGAUGCCGGUCCAACCGAUGAAGUCGAUCGCAGCCGUGGCGAUUUCGUCGACCGCGGAGGAGUUCGGUAUACCGGAGAUCAUGGCCGCCGGGAUAUGCACCGGAGGGAUCUUGUUCGUGUUGGGGGUCUCCGGUUUGAUGCAGUUCGUGUUCAACAUCAUUCCUCUAUCGGUUGUUAGAGGGAUACAGCUGUCGCAGGGGUUAGCCUUUGCGAUGUCUGCGGUUAAGUAUAUUAGGAAGGAACAAAACUUUUCGAAGUCCAAAAGCGUUGGCGACAGGCCAUGGUUAGGGCUUGAUGGUUUGGUGUUGGCUUUGGUUUGUGUUCUCUUUAUAGUUCUGGUGAAUGGAGAUGGGGAGCAAGAACAAGAAGAGGAGGAAGAGAGAGAUGGUUCUAGAAGAAGAAGGGUUUCGAUAAGGAAGGUUGUAUCUAAUGUACCAUCUGCUCUGUUGAUAUUCUUGUUGGGUGUUGUUUUGGCUUUUAUAAGGAAGCCAAGUAUUGUGCAUGAGAUUAAGUUUGGACCGUCGAAGAUUAAGUUAGUUAGAAUGAACAAGGAAGCUUGGAAAAACGGAUUUUUGAAAGGGACGAUUCCGCAGUUACCUCUCUCUGUUCUGAAUUCCGUCGUGGCCGUGUGUAAGCUUUCUUACGACUUAUUCCCCGAGAAGAAGUUUUCGGCUACGUCGGUUUCGAUGACGGUUGGGUUGAUGAAUAUGGUUGGAUGCUGGUUUGGGGCGAUGCCUACUUGUCAUGGAGCCGGCGGGUUAGCCGGGCAGUACAAGUUCGGUGGGAGGAGUGGCGGGUGUGUGGCGCUGUUGGGAGUAGCUAAAUUGGUGUUGGGGUUGGUGUUGGGAAGUUCGUUAGUUGGUAUAAUGGAUAAGUUUCCGGUUGGUGUGCUUGGAGCUUUGUUGCUGUUCGCGGGUAUAGAGCUUGCAAUGGCUGCUAGAGAUAUGAACACAAAGGGUGAUGCGUUUGUGAUGCUUGUUUGUACAGCUGUAUCUCUAGGCUCGAAUGCUGCGAUAGGAUUUGUUGCUGGGAUUGUUCUUUAUGUGGUUCUUUGGAUGAGGAACUACGGGAGGGUCAGGACGACCAACCUUCCUGUUCAAGUAGAUCAACAUCCUUGAAGGUCUUCGAUCUUCUUCUUUUUCUUCUAUGCUUUCAAUUGUGAUCUGUUGUAUACCUGAAAAUUUGAAGUUCACAACUUCGUUGAACUGAAUCGUGCUACUCCGUGUAAUAACUAUAUUAGUUUGAUUUUUUUUUUCUUUAUUGUAAAUCAGUUUACCAACUUUUGUGAUAAUAGAAAAAAAAAAUUGUGAGAGAUGGACCAUAUAACUUUGGACUAUCUGUGGAAUAACCAGUUUUCAGAAGAUGGCCUUUUGAUCAUUGCGUACAAAAUAAUCUAAUCAACUUUAUUUUUUUGGAACAUUCUUUUUAGAACACAACUUUCACUAAAACUUAAACAUUUGAGGUACAACGAGGGGAAGAGAUCCUUAUGAAUCUACUACAGCCAUUGUAAUAAGACUUUAAAGCAUUAAUGAUAUCAAUAGAGAAAGUUCUAUGAUAAGCCAACAGCAAAUUCAGAACAAAACUCGAAUGGAUCGAAACAAGGUUCACGGCAAUGUUGGAAAGGUUGAAACUUAGUCACUUUGACUUAUGACAUUAAUAAUCAAACAACACCUUGAGAUAUCGUCAAAACAAGAUUCGUUAAGAUCAGAUCAGACUUUAUAUAUUUUUGAGCUAGACCGGGCUGUACUAAAAUAUUUACUGGUUUUGUGGAUUUUGGGUCAGGCCAAUCCAAUUGACACCCUACUCCAGAAUGACGCAAUGGAUUGGUAUGUCAAGCUUCGUAGUGACCAUAAUCAGAGUGAUAAACAGUAACGUGAUGAGUUCCAAAGAAAAAAAAACAGUAAUGUGAUUUUCAAACAAUACGGUUCAUUGGGGUGUACGAUGUACUUUUAUCUCUUUGUAUAUACGAUGCUAUAAUCGAGGGAUGGCCAAGACUCUUGUUAGGCCUAACCCUUGUGCUGCAAAGAUCAUUACGUUUGACAAAGAUUAUUUUUAUCCUUAUAUGCUUUUAAAACUAACAUUUUCCUACGUAUCUUUCCACCAUUCCACGUCCUGAAACAAUAGGAAACUUUUCUAGCAUCGAUCUUAUUCUUAAAAGUACAACCAAUGAAAGACCGAUGUGCUAUAAUUAGUGAAUGUAGGCUUGCUGGCUGCCAUGCAGAACUUUGAGGUCAACACUAUCUAUACAACGUCAGCUGUGUGUUCGCAUGGAUCUUUCAAGGAUUGAUAAACUUAUGUAAAACAAAUUUACUAAAAUGUUACGAGGAAGUACAUGGCUAUGGCGAAUGUAGGAUUAUAUUUUGGUGGGGGCAAAAUCCUAUAUAAACUUUAAAAAUGUAGCUAGAAAAUAUUAUUUACUAAAAGAAAAAAAAACUAAAAUUUAGGUGUAUUUAACAAAUUCUGAUUUUUUUAUGGGGCACUUGCUCCCAUCUUGGGCAACGUAGUUCGCCAUAUAUAGAUAUGCACCCGUGAAAUCAUUGAACUAUAUAGCUUUAGUGAAGUUGUUUUAUCCUCAAAGUUACGUUUUAGUCGAAAUCACUUUUGGGAGUACUAUCAUAAUUUGUUGAUAUAUCUUCACCGGAAAGCCAAAGCAUCUUUACCUUUCUCAUCAUGAUGUCAUCUAUUACUAAGCUAUUAUGGGUGAUUAUCACGAGGCUACUCAAAUUUUCAUAGUUGCCUAGCAUUAAUAAUUAUGUUCAAGCAAAAGCUAUUUUUUAAUA